This is a messenger RNA of Naegleria fowleri, 687 nucleotides long. RefSeq lists its product as uncharacterized. NCBI's taxonomy places the organism in Eukaryota, Heterolobosea, Eutetramitea, Acrasida, Naegleriidae. The record is from RefSeq and is a predicted model, not a curated record. The transcript has a single exon. Bases 1 to 687 code for a protein of 228 amino acids.
AUGAACUCUUACAACAACAACAACAGCAAAUUGACAUCUGCCAUCUACGGAGGCUAUGGAUGCAUUUAUUUCAUCACAUCCAUGCUCAUGAUCUUUUCACCCUUUCAUUCGGCUAAUAUUCUGUUUCAACAAACAUUUUUCGCCAAUGACAUGGAUAAUUACACAAGAAUUAUUUUUGAUUUAUUUAGAUUUUCGGGAAUGUUGAUGUGUUUUCUUGGAGUUUUACUAUUGUUGAUGAUGUUGAGAGUGACUGAUAAGAAGGCUUUGGAUGUUUUCAAUUUUUCACUUUGGUUAUUGUCCAUUUUUGGAGUUUUUAUUUCAUUCUAUUAUUUCAUUUUGAGCAAAGAGUAUCGUUGGAGGGAUUGGUCCUGUUUCACAAUUUUUGGCUUCUAUUGCAUCAAGUGUGCCUUACUGAGCUAUGUUUUAUUUGGAAGUAAUAAGAGAAGAGAUUUUGCAUCCUCAUUGCCAACUCAUUCUUAUGGCCACAGCAGUGGUGGAUUCUUUUCAUCUCCACCAUCAUCUUCCUCUCUGUGGAACACUGCAAGUUUUCAAUCGACCUACAAGGAUAUGAAUUCUAACAGUAAUGACUAUUCUGGUAGUUAUGGAUAUUCCCAGCAACCCUAUUCCAUGAAUACCAUGUAUGGAAGCGUAGGAGGAGGAGGAGGAGAUUUGAGACGAAGAAAUUAA